GUUGCAUUGUUGUAUGUGAUAUGUAGCAUCCAUUGGACAACCUCAUUUAUUGAAAAAUAACUCAAUGUAGACUUUAUAUACAUACACACUCGGAAAAAAAAAUCUUCUAAUUAGAGAUUUCCUUGAUUGACUUUUGGUUAAAUUAAUGAUUAAAUAAUGAACAUUUUUUAAAGGGAUAGAAGAAAUCUUAUCGGGGUAACACUUUACAAUAAGGUACACAAAAUUACAGUAGUUAAUGAGGAACAAACCUACAUAACCCAAACUCUAACCACUACUCAUUAGUUAGUCAUUACUCCAUUGCUUCUUCAGUAACUACUCUAAAUUUAUGUUUUAUAAAUUUAUUGGACUCUUCAUGUUGGUUGAAGACAUUUCACCUUUAAUCCAAAAGACUUCUUCAGUUCUAGAUUUUAGGUGUGGAGUUCCCCUCCUCAUAUGUCGAUGGUGGCCGUGUCCCCUGGGGAUGGUCACCACGGGCUGUUGUUGUGGUGGUCGGUGUGGCCCGUGAACGUACAGUAACAAUCUUCGGGGGAGAGAUUGUCACGCUCUGUGUCUGUCACUCUGCUGCCGCCUGUCUGCCUUCUGCUUGCGGUGCACUCCGUUCUGCGGAGGCGGAGGCUCCUGAGCACACCUGCAAGCAAUUACUUGGGACCUUCUUAAGCAAGGCAGCAGCGUUACCUCCUUGCCAGAUUGUACCUCCUAAUUACCUGUUACCUGCUUCCCGCUUAGUGCGGCUCCUGUACAUUUUCCCUGCUUUCUGGUCCCUGUAUAUUCUUACUGUGAGUUUUUGCCUUGACCUGCUAUUAAGCUACGUUGCGCUGUACGCUUCCUGCUUGGGUUUGCCCGCAGUGUUUUUUUGUUGUAUUAGUGCUAGUUAUUUUCCUGUCAGCCUUUUGCUGUCAGCGUUUUCUGUUUUGAUUUGUGUUGUACUUUCUCUCUCGUGGACACCCUCUGUUAUUAUUAAAUAUUUUUGUUACUAAUUUUUUGUCGGUGUUCCUCUGCACAGGGAUCCACUCUAUUAUUGGCGUGCACCAAUCGUGACAGAGAUGUCAAGACAUGACUUUAAGUAGAUGAUAGGGGAUGGCAUAAACCUCCUUCUCUGUUCAGAGAGGGCCUUUCAAGUUUGACGUAGAUGGCACCUCUCAAACCUGUGGUCCUCCCGAUCCAAAAUAUGGAUGUCAUCGUCCUCAAAGGAAUGUCCUUUUGGAAAUGCAAAUGAUCGUCUGAAUCUAGUCCUGAAGAAACUGCCCUUAUGCCAUAUGUUUGUGUGGCAAAGGGAUUUGCGGAUUCUUAGAUUGUACUGAAUUCUAUUUCCAUGCCAGUUGUGUAUUGAGCCAAUCAGCACUGGCCAGAAGUCUGCAUGGCUGUAGCUCAACUUUCCACAGCUGAUGUCAUAUACAGUACUUCUUUAGACAGCAAACUAGUUGAGACUGAAUCAACAGCACCUCUGCUGGCUGCAGACAUGUAGUGCACUUCAUUUUGCCUUAAUUGCUUGAAGACAUGAUUAAUAGGGGUGUAACGAUUCACCACUACAUUGAUGUAUUGUUUUAUAUAUCUGUUAUCCAACUACAUCGAUCUGUGUUCAGCAAUUGCCAUUCCGGAUGACAUAUAUCGAUCUAACAUAGUUUAAAAUGUAAUCAAUCGAUUGCAUCGAUACUAUUUAAUAAAGCAUUGGAUUUAAGCACGGCAGGCUUUAUAUGAAUGUGUGUGUUUGUUUAGCACUUUUAAUGAUAAAGACGUUAAACGUUACAAGUGUAACAGUUUGAUUUGGCCUAAGUUGAUGGACCACAUCAAGUCUUACAAGUGCUUCGAAAGUUAAGUCCAACCGUAAGCCUUUCAAACUCAUGAAGAUAAAAGGUAUGUUGGAUAUGAAUUGACUAAUAUCUGCAGAUUAAAUUUUGUUAAAAUCUGUUUUGCACCGGAAUUUGUGUGUACGUGCAAUGUGUAGUGUGGUGUGGGCACUGCGGUAUCAAAUUUGCUCUAACUUCAAUACUUCACUUGAUUUAAUUCAACCUGUUAAUUCAUUCAUUGUUAAUUCAACCUGAAGUGUUGGUUGCACUUGAUUCAAAUAAAAUGUGAAUGCAUUUGCCAUUAAUUGUUGAUUACUUGUUUUUUUCAUAUCCACAAUUAAUGUAUACCUGAUUCCCUUACGGGAAUCUACGAAACUUCACCUGCACUGUCCAGUAUCCAGGUAUUUAUUUCACAGUCACACUGGUUUAAUUAUUGGCUAAAAAGUUACUGAAUUGAUUUAAAGUUACUGAAUCGUUUCGGACUGUAUCGUUGAAUGAACCAAUAUCGUCCCUGAAUCAUGUCGGCAACCAUGAAUCGUUUAUACGAAACGAAUUGUUAUUAAAACGAAUCGUUACACCCCUAAUGAGUAAUCAACAAUUAAAAUCAGUUAGACACAACAUAACAUCUGUUUGAGUCCCACCGCCAACAAUAACACUACUGUGUUUUUUCUCAUUAUUUAAAACAAGGCAUGUUAUAUAAAUAAACUCACUAUUAUCUUUACCAUUAGACAUUCUUUAUCCUUUUUUCCCCUCUUAGAAAAUGGUAAUAUGUAUGGCUGUCAAAAAUGGCACGUAAGUAAUUUAUUUCAUUAAUUCAUUUUUAUUUUUUUGUGUUAUUAACACAUACGUAUCAUGGCAAGGCACGGCUGUCUGUUAUGACGAUUGAGGCGGCACAGUGGAGCUCCCCACAGUCACACAGAGUCUGACAGUUUUAUAACUUCAUUGUGACUUGAACACAUCAACAGCAGUGCAAUUCCAACACCAUCUAUGUGUCUCCAACUGCAAACAAAAACGUCUCUAGUCCAUUCAUUGCAAUGACACUUCCUCAAUGUCAGUAGACAGACCGCGAGAUGCAUUCACAGACACUCUGAACAUCAGCGGCUUUAUUAUUGGCGUAUGUGUGGUCUAAAUAAACAGAAAUGCAAAGAAAAACAAUAAGUGGAUAUUAGCAUCACUCACUUUGUAACUCCUAAUGUGGAAGUACAAUUUGCUGCAUUUAAGUAUGCUCGGACAUCCCAGAAAAUUCACUCAAAACAUGUGAAUUAAACUUAAAUGAUGUGGUGUCUUUGAAUGCAACUCCUCAUUGUUCAUAAUAACAGUUAAAGUCUGAUUAAAAUAUUCUGCUAUUAAAGAAACCAGUGUUCGGUAAAUAGAUUUUCAGACGUGUGCCAACUCUUAACUUGAUUUAAAUUUUCAGUUAAUUUGGCGCUGUUAAUACAUACAAAUAUAUGUCAUCCUGCUCUGUCAUUUGUCUUUCUUCCAAUCAAAUACAGUAAAAAUGGGCACAUUUCCGACAUAGUGUGACAUGGUGAUUAGUCAUGAUUAAUUUUAAAUUUGAUUAAUCUGAUUAAAAAUUGUAAUCAUUUGAAACUAAACUAAACAGCACUAAAAACAAAACAAAAGCACCCUUGUUGCUAUUGACAUGACAAUGAUUUUGUUGUUUUCACAGACUGAAAAAAUAAAAGAUGUUGUUGCACACACACUUUUUUUUUUAUCUCACAGCUUCUCAUCCGUCAUGUGUGAGCAGGAGGAGGACAAUAGAGAUGUAGAGGGGAGGGGAUUUGUUGGAGACGUCACCAAACGUGCAUUAAUACUUUCUCCUCAUUUUCUGCCCCCUCUCUCUCGCUCUCUCUUUCUGUGUGUGUGUCAUACAGAGAAUAGAUCAGCCUCCAGCUCAUGUAGCUUUCACUAUUACGCCCCCUUUACCCCCCACCCCAUUUAACAGCAUUUGGUCACCUCUCUCUGCUGACAGACUUCUUCUUCAACUCCUGCCUGUCUCUCUGUGAUCCAGAUCCGCGACUAUGGGGACCAGAUAACCGCCAGGCAUUCCAGAGAUCAUGGGGAGCUGCCUCUGCAAAGCUCACAAAGUUGCAAAUUAAGUUGGCAGCGAGGACCAAAGCCAAGAUAUGCAUGCCAAGAGGCUCCAGUUUCAUGGAUGUUUGAGGAUUCAACGGUCUCUCGUCUCAUCUAAAGUGGGCCUCGCUUGACCCCUGGCCUUGAAAAUAAAUAGAAAGAAAGCGGUUGUGUUAUGAAGAGCUCCACUAUCCCAUGACAGUGAUACAUGAGGGUCACCCUGCAGACCCCACCAAGGAUGGCCAGGCUCCGUCAAAUGGCACAGCCGCAGAUAAAAGCGAGCACUAUGGAAUUGGCGAGCUGGCCACCUCCUCUCUGUUAGGUCUGGUGGCCACGAUAAAGGAACACAUCACCAAGCCGACAGCCAUGGCCCAAGGAAGAGUUGCUCACCUGAUUGAGUGGAAAGGCUGGGGAGGAGGAGGCGGGGUAGGAGGAAGAGGCGGCGGCAAGGCUGGAGGAGGCGGAAGCUGGGGGGCGGUGGGCGCCGAGCUGCAGGAAGACGAACAAUUUUACUCCCAAAUGACGGAUGAGAUCAAGGAAGCUCGCUUUGCUGCUGGUGUGGCAGAGCAGUUUGCCUUGGCUGAGGCUGCUAUGACCGUGUGGUCCAUGAACGACAGCUUAGAGCAACCUUCUACCAGCUUGCAUGCAGCACAAAGCCCCUUCUUGUCUCACUUCCUGCUGGACGGUGGAAGCGUCGGCGUCCCGCAACACCUGUACAGCAUCCAUGCCCAGACAUACAGUAACAGCCAGCUAACAGGCCUGGUGGCCCCCUCACAGCCACCACCACCACCAAUGGCGUCCAUUAGUCCAACGUCCAUCAGACAGCAGGAGAGGAUUUCUACCAGAACGGACAAAUGCACUGUCACUGCAGAGGCCACCGUACGACACAUAGACAGCAGCUCCUUGUCUGAGGAUGAUGUUUUUUAUAAUUAAAGUAGCUUAGCAUUCCAAAUAUCUGGAUUUGGGUACAGCACCAAUGUGGUUAGCAUGUUGGCCACACAGUCAGAAGAUCUGGGUUUGAGUCUCCGUUUGGAGACACAUCUCUGUGUGGAGUUUAUAUGUUCUCAUGUUUGCGUGCGUGCGUGGAUUUUCUCUGGGUACUCUGGCUUUCUCCCACAUUCCAAAAACAUACAUGUUACUCUAAAUUGUCCAUAGGUAUGAAUGUGAGAGUGAAUGGUUGUUUGUCUAUAUGUGCCCUGCGAUUGUCUGGCGAACAGUCCAGGGUGUACACCGCCUCUCGCCCGAAGUUAGCUGGGAUAGGCUUUGACAUAUGACCUUAGUGAGGAUAAGCGGCAUAGAAAAUAAAAAAUAGAUGGAUGGAUGGGUUUAGCACCAGCAGUGACUAAAAAAACCCAUCAAAACUCUUUCAAUGGCCUUUAGAUAAAAGACUUUGAAGAAUAUGUGUGAAUGUAUACAGCAGAUGCUGAGCUACAUUUAACUUUUCUAUUGAGUGUACAUCAGAUAGCAUACUAUUUUCUUGUAUGUUGAACUUAGAGGCAAUCAGAAGUGUUGUAGAUAUCUUGGACUAAAACCACCUGUGUGAUAUGAGCUGGUUGUUUUCAUCCACUAAUCCUUCACACUGGCUCAAUGAAUAAUUGUCAUGGGCUGCCACUGUGGCAUUCAAUCACCAGCAAGAUCAACAUACACCAUUUGAGAUCUGAGAGAGAAGAGAAGAAGCCUUCGAUAUAAAGCCAAUAAUCUAUUUGAGCUGCUGCGUACAUGCAGUGUGUAUUUCAACACGUACUGGACAGACAUGUCAUUGCUACCUGUCAUAGUGACACUCUACCAUCUUCUUGUGUCCUUUUGUUUCCACACCAAAUAGAAGAAUGGUGUUCGGAUGAGUCGCUGAAAAGGUCAACAAAAGGCUGUGUGAUGAUGUCCAUCAUGGAAGAAAACCAGCAGAACCAUCUACUGAUUUGAGAUGGCUUCAUUGAAUUAUUGCACAACAACAGAAUGGCCUUUUUAGGAGAGAACGAUAACUCACUGGUGUCAGCGGUAAUUGUCAGUCGUUGGCUGAAAGAUUUGCACUUAAUAGAGUAAGCUGACAUCAUUCGCCUACAUUUUUAUAGAUAAUACAAGUGUCAAAACCUUCAAGAGCAGGCAGUUAUGGGUAGAGGACUCACACUGGGUAAUUAAGUUGGUAUAAAAUGGGACACUUCACAAUGUGACUUUAUGAAGAAGUAUGCUAAAAACAGAGAAAUGUAUGAGACAGCUGUGAGUGACAGCCAUGAGCGCCAGUCCUCUUAUUUGGGCUGAACAAUUUUUAUUAAAUUUAAUUUGUAAUUGUGAAAAACAGACUUUUUUUACAAUCUUUUCUUUUAAACCACUAAGGGUAACAUACGCUCACCAGUUGUGUUCUUAUAUUGUUUUGUUUGCCGGUAACAUACAUACACAGGCAUUAAGCAUCAAACAAUUAUGAAUAAUUAGUUGUAAUAAUUUACAGGAAUUCAGUCAUAAUAUUAUACAUUACAACUUUAUUCUGAAUUCAUGAAUGCAUGGUCUGU
Dunckerocampus dactyliophorus (ringed pipefish) is the source of this 6364-nucleotide messenger RNA. It is a transcript of the gene fam131c, whose product is annotated as family with sequence similarity 131 member C. Bases 4056 to 4793 code for a protein of 245 amino acids. Lineage: Eukaryota; Metazoa; Chordata; Actinopteri; Syngnathiformes; Syngnathidae. The record is from RefSeq and is a predicted model, not a curated record. The transcript has 7 exons.